GUAAAAUUGCAUUUAUACCGACUUAAAAGACUUGUAUACAGUAUAGGUUAUAAGAUAUUUUUUAAAUAGUAAAUAUGGAAAUUACAAUUAAGGAGUCAGAGACAGUAGAGACUGUUAAAGAUGUUGAGGUUCCACAGAAAGUUGAGAUCCAGGAGGAACACGGGAUACAAGAGACAGUCAAAAAUGUUGAGGUUUUACAGGAUAUUGAGAUCAAGGAGGAACAUGGGAUACAAGAGUCUGUUGUGAAAGAUCUUGAAGUUCCAAAGAAUAUGAGCAAAACACAGCUCAAAAAAAUAAAAAAACGGGAAAAAUGGUUGGAACGAAAAGUGGAGAAGAGGAUAAAGGAAAGAGCAAAAGCUAAGGAGAAACGUGCUCUGGCCAAAGAAAAAAAUAUUGACCUGGGUCCAUCUCGAAAGGCACUGAAGAGGAGUACCAUGGCAGACAGUGAUUGUAAACUUUCAGUGACAAUAGAUCUAGCUUUCGAUGACCACAUGAUUGACAAGGAUAUAGCUAAACUAAUUAAACAAAUUCUACGUUGUUACACAUUAAAUAGACGAGCAGCUGCACCUAUGCAAUUUUCUUUAACUAGCUUCAAUGGAAAAUCUCAACAAGAAAUGGCUAAGCACAAUGGCUACGAACAUUGGGAUGUAAAAUUUUAUCCUGAAACCUACCUUAAUGUUUAUCCCAAAGAUAAAAUUGUCUAUUUAACAAGUGAAUCAGAGAACGUCAUCGAAACCCUAGAUCAUGAAUGUGUUUAUGUGAUUGGUGGUCUUGUGGACCAUAACCGAUACAAGGGUUUUUGUCACAGAUUAGCUCAAGAAGCUGGUGUAAGACACGGCCAGUUACCACUUAAUAAGUUUCUACACAUGAAAGCUAGAAAAGUUUUGACUAUUGAUCAUGUAUUUGAAAUACUACUACGUGUGACCGAAGGCAAAAGCUGGCAAGAAGCUUUCCUGCAAGUACUGCCAGAGAGAAAAAAUGCUCAACCGGUAGUAUCAGCCGAUGAAGUAGUUAUUAACAAUUCACAAGACAAAGAUCAAAGUUAACAGAUGAUAAACUUAUAGGAAAGGACGCACUACGAAUAAACUGACUGGUAGAUGACUUUUCAGACGAUAUUUGGAAGAGAAAAAGGAAGUAUCUGAAGGUACUGAUCGAAUGAGUGGAUGUGAAUUUCUUUGACCGAUUGGUUAUUUGGAAAGAAAAAAUAAAGACAGAAUAUGUCUUAUACACAGGUGCUGCUUCAUAUAUUUCAUUGUU
Messenger RNA from Cephus cinctus (wheat stem sawfly), 1257 nucleotides. RefSeq names its product tRNA methyltransferase 10 homolog A. The record is from RefSeq and is a predicted model, not a curated record. Gene Ontology annotation, molecular function: tRNA binding. Bases 75 to 1046 code for a protein of 323 amino acids. Lineage: Eukaryota; Metazoa; Arthropoda; Insecta; Hymenoptera; Cephidae. The transcript is spliced from 5 exons. Gene Ontology annotation, biological process: tRNA N1-guanine methylation. Gene Ontology annotation, cellular component: nucleus; nucleoplasm.